Molecule: messenger RNA, 1237 nt
Organism: Quercus lobata
Lineage: Eukaryota; Viridiplantae; Streptophyta; Magnoliopsida; Fagales; Fagaceae
Product: protein LURP-one-related 8-like
Exons: 2
Coding region: 125-772 (215 amino acids)
Source: RefSeq, a predicted model, not a curated record
GGGACUCUAUAUUGGCAAGUUGCCUCAGAGAGAGAGAGAGAGAGCUUUUUUGAUAAAUCAGAACUCAGCAAAAGAGUUGUAAGAUUUGGGAUUGAGCUCACAUCACUCAUUCUUAGUUCUGGUAAUGACAAAAGUAUAUCCGAACACGACAACCUUAGUCACAUCCUCCCCGGACGGAAAGGGGAACGCGGCGAUCUUAACCGUAUGGAAGAAGUCACUUCUGUUCAGCUGUAAUGGAUUUACGGUAUUCGACAGCAAAGGGGAUUUAAUAUUCAGAGUAGAUAACUAUAUGGCCAGUAAUAAGGGCGAGAUCGUUCUUAUGGACGCUGCCGGCAAGCCUCUCUACACCAUUCGCCGCAAGAGGUUAAGCUUUGGCGACAACUGGCUGGUGUACGACGGAGAGACGGCGGCGAAUCCUCGAUUUUCGGCGAGGAAACACGUGAACAUCCUCAACACAAAGUGUUUGGCUCACGUUAGUAAUUACAACAAGGCUAACGAAGGAACGGGAGGAAGUGGCGGGUGUUCAUCGCCCAACAGCAAGAACGUGAUGUAUGAGAUAGAAGGAUCGUACACGCAACGAUGCUGUGCGGUGUUAGACAAAAGUAGGAGGCGGGUGGCGGAGAUCAAGCAGAAAGAGGCAGUCGGAGGAGUGGGCUUUGGCGUCGACGUCUUUCGCCUCAUUGUACAGCCUGAAAUCGACGCUGCUCUUGCCAUGACACUUGUCAUCCUUCUCGACCAGAUGUUCGGAUCUUCUAGACGCCUUUCCACCUAAAUUAAUAAUAAGGGAUUAAUUCCCAUCAAAGCCAGCACCAAAUGAUCAACAUCAAAAUGAUCAUCACCCUAUAGAGCACCAUCACCCUCCUCAACCCAAAUUUUCCUGUCUUUUUUUUUUUUUUUUUCCCCUAAAUGUAUGAAUAUAAUACAGCUUCACCCAUCCUUCUCUUUUUCUUUCUGGAUUCUCUCCCACUCCCAACUUCUUCUUCUUCUUUUUUUUUUCCUUAAGAAUCUUAGGAGCUUGGUUUUUUUUCCUUUUAUACAAAAAACCAAGAUCAAAGUGGGGAUGUAUAUAAUUCUUCAAAAAAAAGGAAAAAAAAGCAAAGUUUUUAUUUUUCAGUUUUUUCAUCCUGAGUGAUGUAUUGCUGGGAUAAUCCAGCUUUUUCAAUCCAUGUAUGGUUUCCUUGCUAGAACGAAUAAAUCCUUAAACAAGCAAUAAGAAUUACGUUCCUUUUCUUUUUAA